AUGUCCGACAAGAAGCCAACCGUGUCCAGCGUCCCCGACGAGUCUGCGGCGCCCUCCGACCAUGACAGCGUGAAGAGCAAGGGUGCAACCGACUCCGCGCCGCCUCUGGCGGCCCCGCUAGCAACUCAUGAAGGGCAGCGGACGGAAUCAGUGCUGGGUGAUGCAAUCUUGCGGUUCUUGCGAAUCCGCAGGGGACCGAAGAAGGAGGUGUACGACCUUGAUGCCAUUGCAACCCAGCCCAGCAUCUGGGACUCGGAAAAUAUCGACGAGUACAAAGAGCUGUAUAUCCACUCCAAAUGGGAGAACUGGCGCGCAUUCGAUCCCGGUUUCAGGUGGACGUGGCGCGAGGAGAGGGCGGUGCGUCGCAAAAUUGACCUGAAGAUUAUGUUCUGGGUCUGUAUCAUGUUUGCUGCGCUCAACAUUGAUCGGGGGAACAUCUCCAACGCUGUCUCAGACAACAUGCUGGACGAUCUGGGCCUUACGCAAGGCGACUAUAAUACCGGCAAGACCAUCGAGCGAGUGGGUUUCCUCGUCGCAGAGCUGCCAUCUCAGAUCCUCUCCAAGCGAAUUGGACCCGACAUGUGGAUUCCUAUCCAGAUAUGCAUCUUCAGUUUAAUCUCAGCUCUGCAGUUCUUUCUCAACGGGCGAGCCUCGUUUCUCGCUACUCGUUACCUGAUUGCCACAUUCCAGGGUGGAUUCAUCCCUGACACCAUUCUUUACCUGAGUUACUUCUAUACCGGUCCAGCGCUCCCCGUGCGACUGGCCUGGUACUGGAUAUCCGCUCAACUAGUCCAAAUUGUUACCGGCUUCGCUGCCGUCGGUCUUUUAUCCAUGCGCGGUAUCCUAGGAUACGCUGGCUGGCGGUGGAUGUUCCUCAUUGAGGGAAUCUUUACAUUCCUUGUCGGCGUUGCCUCGUUCUUCCUCAUGCCCCAGUGUCCGGCAAAGACCAAGAGCUGGUGGAACCCGAAGGGCUAUUUCAACGAGAAGGAAGAAAAGAUAAUUGUGAACGGCGUGAUCCGCGACGACCCCCAGAAAGGAGGAAUGUACAACCGACAAGGUCUCUCAGUCCGACAGAUCUGGGAAUGUACGAAGGACUAUGAUAUGUGGCCAUUAUACGCCCUUGGUCUACUCUUUGGUUUACCAAAGUACCCUGUAGACCAGUACCUGACUUUGUCGCUGCGUCAGCUCGGAUUCAACGUCGUCCAGACGAAUCUGCUGUCCAUCCCGUACAUUGUCGGUGGCAGUGUAACCAUGCUGCUUAUCACGGCCUUUAGUGAGUUGGUUAACAAUAGGAGUUUUGUGGCGAUGGCGGAGGAUGCUUGGUUAUUGCCCUGUUUUAUAGCACUUCUUGCUCUUGCGGACCCGAUCAGUCCGUGGGCUUACUUUGCUAUUGCUACGGUCUUGCUGUCGUUUCCUUACACCCACCCGAUCCAAGUUGCCUGGACCAGUCGAAACGCAGGAUCUGUACAGAACCGGACUGUUUCUGCCUCUCUGUACAACAUGUGGGUUCAAGUUAGCGGAAUGAUAGGCGCAAACAUCUACCAAUCCAGCGACUCGCCCCGAUACUUCAAAGCGAACAGGGGUCUACUCGUGAUAUGCAUUUGGAUGUGUGUAUUCCAAUACCCAGGUACAUACUUCUACUACCGCUGGCGCAACCGGUCCAAGGCCAGAAAGUGGGAUGCCAUGAGUCCUGGAGAACAGCAUAAUUACCGGCAGACGACGACGGACGAGGGAAAUAAGCGCCUUGACUUCCGGUUUGCGACUUAG
Messenger RNA from Aspergillus puulaauensis, 1767 nucleotides. RefSeq lists its product as uncharacterized. Bases 1 to 1767 code for a protein of 588 amino acids. Gene Ontology annotation, cellular component: membrane. Lineage: Eukaryota; Fungi; Ascomycota; Eurotiomycetes; Eurotiales; Aspergillaceae. The record is from RefSeq and is a predicted model, not a curated record. The transcript is spliced from 17 exons. Gene Ontology annotation, biological process: transmembrane transport. Gene Ontology annotation, molecular function: transmembrane transporter activity.